Messenger RNA from Cyclopterus lumpus (lumpfish), 4788 nucleotides. Its product is annotated as RNA-binding protein 4-like. NCBI's taxonomy places the organism in Eukaryota, Metazoa, Chordata, Actinopteri, Perciformes, Cyclopteridae. Gene Ontology annotation, cellular component: cytosol. The record is from RefSeq and is a predicted model, not a curated record. The coding region runs from base 118 to 1737 and encodes 539 amino acids. Gene Ontology annotation, molecular function: mRNA binding. The transcript is spliced from 8 exons.
ACCGCGUUGGGUAAGGAGUACGUGAAACGUUACUAUGCUAGCAUAAUUAUACGACUUCCCCCCCGUUGUAAACACAAUGUAAUGCCAUACGAUUAACGAUGCCUGUUUGACACAGAGAUGAGCGGUGAGAACGUGAAGUUGUUUGUCGGGAACCUUCCUUUAGAUGCAACUCACGACGAGUUAACGAAGCUCUUUUCUCCAUAUGGAGAGAUCAACACCUGCUCUUUGCUCAGACAGUAUGCCUUCGUCACUCUGAAGGGAGAGGGGGCAGCAGACAGGGCCAUACGACAUCUUGAUGGCAAAGAGUACAGAGGCAGGCCCUUGGUGGUUGAGGAGUCACGUGCACGCCCACCCAACUCCACUAAAGUGUUUGUGGGGAACCUCGCCGCAACAUGUUCAGCAGAUGACCUGCACGGGUUGUUCUCAACCUUUGGAAGAGUUUUAGACUGUGACAAAGUCAAAGCCAGAUUAUGCUCAAAUGUUGGUUAUGCAUUUGUGCAUAUGGAGAGGAAGGAGGAGGCCCUGGUAGCUAUUGACGCACUCAACGGGACCAUGUAUAAGGGCCGUCAGUUGGCUGUAGAGCUGUCCAAAGCCCAACCUUUGAUCAACCAGAUUGCAAUGGCUGGAAAUUCAAACAACCCAGGUGGCAGGGAAGGUCUUCUUCCGCGACCACCUCCAUCAUUAGAGCACCAUCAGAGUCAAGCAGCUGUGCUAGCAGCAGCUGCAGCCGCUGCGGCUGGACUACCAAUACAAGUUCAACAAAGUGUCCAUAAUUCAUUCUACAACACCACAUCCUUUGACCCCACCUAUGCUGCUUUGAAGGGCAUUACAAGUGCUAAAGGUGCAGAUGGGGUGAUAUACGGUGCUCUAGCCAGCCAGGUGUAUGGAUCUGUUGCUGACCAGGUGUAUCAAGAUAUGGCCAAUCACAAUCCUGCAACUGUUGCCACUGUUGAAGAAUCAGAGUCACAAACUGGACCAGAUCCAACAACGCUUUUCGAGGCAGCAAGAGCAAAGUUCUUUCAGGAGGGACAGAAGGUUCUGGCAGAGCAGCAGUCGGGGAGAAAAGCAGCAUCUGCAGACAGUGAGCGAGAUCGCAGCCCAAUCAGAGGAAAUCGAACCCCCCUCCUCCCCGACCCCGUUCCAGGAUCCUUUGGUCAGAUCCGACCUAAGCGCCGUGCCCUACUGCCCACGCCACCUGGAGGACCUGAAGAGACCCCAGCAGCCACCAACACACCUGAAGGGUCAGAUCCUGUUGCUAGGUCUUACACAGAGUACUACCAACAAAUGCAUCAAUACCAACAGUAUCAACAGUACCAGCAGCAGCAGUACCAGUACCUCCAGUAUGCCUACACCAAUCCCCCUCCUCCUCCUCCGCCUCCACCAGCCACCACACAGGCACAGGCCUCCACCACAGCACCUCCAGGGACGUACACGGCACCCCCAACGUAUGCAGCACCGGGAGCCUACGCACCGCCAGGAACAUAUGACACUUCAGGAAGUUACCACGCCUCAUCAGGGAGCUACAGUGCUUCAUCUGGAAACUACGAUGCCUCGUCAGGAAGCUAUGAUUCAUCUGGAGGCUAUGGGGCACCGGGAGCAUAUGAUUCAUCGGGAGCUUACGCAUCAGCGGGAGGCUACUCCGCAUCCACACCGUAUGAGCAGACAGCCGCACACGGGCAACCCAUGCCCCAGCGCCAUGAUUACCCUUACCACACGCCAGAACCCCCUUAUCGAUAGUCCCACCCCCACACACUCCUUCCACACUGCAGAUGUGUGUGUGUGUGUGUGCGUGUGCGUGUGUGUGUGUGUGUGUGUGUGUGCGCGCGCAUGUGUGUGCAUGUGUAUUUACAUAAGGGACAGUGUAAACCAGAGAGGGAGCAAGGUUGUAAUUCGAAUGUAAUUCAAAUCGGAAGCAUUUCCCCUUUUCUCCAUCCUAACCUAGUUUCUAACUAGCUCGCCUGUCAGUUGAUACCUGUGGCUUAGUGGGACAGCUAAGUUUGUAAUAUUGUCAAGCGUUCAGUUUCUGUUCGAUGGUGUGAGGCACAGCUGGUUCCCCGUUGGCUGUUAAGAAAGUUAAUUGUUUUUUGGAAAAAAGUUGUACUCAGGCCAGAGUAGGAUAUCAUAGGAGGGGCUUUUGUUUGUACUCAAUCAAGGCCUUUUAUAUACUCUACAUAAACAUGUGCACAAAAUUCCUGAGAAACCUUUUAUAGGAAAAUAAGUCUAAAUUGAUGCAUCAUCACACAUUUCAUUUACGGCACAAAAUGUAAUACACUGAUUAAUUACUAAAUAACAAUAAAAACACACUUUGAUUAUAUAAACGGAUAAACUUGCAAAAAGAAAAUUAUCAACCUGCCUUUCUGGCCUCUUUACGAGAUGCAUUAGGCUUGCAGCCUUCUUUUUAAAAACAAAAAUUUCAGAAGUCCACAGGUAUGAUAACUAUUUUAAAAUCUAAAUCCAAACCCACACGCUAGUGUUGUAGGAACAACCUGUGUGGAGUAUGUAACAGGCCUCCGUUUGAAUUCAGCUGCAUUGACCCUUUUAUAACGUCCAGACAUUCAACGGCCCGAUUGGUAAUACAUGUCGACUACUCGAGAAGGCAGGCGCAGUGAAAUGGAGCAGUGCUUCAGCGAGGUUUGUGUUGCCUUUACUGAAGAACCUUCUUUUUGUAAAGAUCGAGUGUUUGUGACUUGACCGGCUUGUCUUGAGUUCCAGGCUGGUUUCACUGAAUGACUCACUCAAAGUGAUAUGUAUAAUUUUUGUCCUCUAUUUUGGGUCAUGGACAUUUUUGAUAUGGCAAAUUAAAUAGACAGAUAAUCGCAAAAAGCAACUUCUUGUGUGAAGAAUCAUUACAGUAAAUUUGUAGUCACACCGGCCUUUACACAGGAUAUUGCCAAUCUGAUUAUGCAUACGUUAAGUUUCAUAGUCACAAGGGAUAGCCAGGUGACUCAGAUAAAAGGAUGAAAAUAUAUUGGGAUAAAACCUUUUCAGAGAUUAAAUUAUAGUCUGUGACUUGGAUGUUUUCUUAGAGCGGUUUUCCUUGAUUUACCUUUCUUGAGUUUUCUUGCUUAGCCCGGGCUCUGUAUUUUUCGAGGUAUACACAAACUCAGGAGUUAAAUAUAUCCUGUUAAGAGUUUUGUUCCAGUUGGUGUUUGCCUCUACAACAUUAUAUCAGAAUCAUUAAGUAAUUUGUCGUCUUUCAAAUGUCUUUCUUUCUUUGGCAUUGAACCGUUGUGGCACGUGGGUGGAUGAACUUAACAUGCUGCAAAAUCAGACAUUUUAAUUCGAUUUUUGAAGUGCAGUUCUAAAAUAAAUGGGAGCUAGCAGUGUUUCACCAUUUGAGCUGAGAGCAGGUACAAGUGUGUUUCUUUUUUCUAAAAGCUGUGCUGUGGCGUGUCGCUGAUGUGCAUAGCGUAGGGUUAUUGACUGAGUGCAUAUGAGGUGACAGUCUUGGUGCUGCAGGUGAAUAUGAGGGUUGUUUUGGAUUUAGUAAAGGCUGCUGAUUUUUCCGAGUAGCCGUGAGAAGGGCUGAUGCCCUUUCCCUCUUCUGAUCUCUCCAGAGUCACACACCUCUUUUUGACACACGGAUUACAGGCUUCCUCUGCAUUCAUACCACACCUCGACAUCGCCACACUUAUCUAGAUGUUUUUUUAACUGGGUUCAUUGCAUUUCACUCGUGUAAAGCAGGCUACACGUGCAAAUGAUACUAAUGCACACCUAAUUCCAUCAGUAUUGUAUGACUUACAGUAGUAGUUCAGUUCGUGAUUGUACCACACCCAAGUUACUCAUCUUAUUCCUAAUUUGCCACCUGAGUUGGUAGUGCUGUGUUAGGUUUAAGUAACACAUAGGCUCUCUAAAUUUCCACAUUAUUCCACCUUCUCCAUUUGAACUGUUAGUUGCAUGCCUUGUUGUUGCUGCUGCUCCAGCCACCUUCUUCCUCUUGCUGAUUAUUGCAGCUAGAGUGGGAGGGAGCCAAACUGAGCCCUUGCCCUGGACGUACGCCACAAGCAGCUGUAGCGUGGGAUGGGGAAAACAGCAGCGUUAGGCCUGAAACUGCUGUGGACGAUGGGGUGUCCCCCCACUAAGGUAAACACUCAGACCACACACUCCUGCCCCUCCCUGAAAACACCCAUACGCACUCUCAAACACAAUCAUACAUGCACUUAAAUCCAUCUAUUCCUCUCCUGUUUUCAGGGAGUUUUGUGUCAGGAUUUCAGAUUUCUGGAAAUUAAUCUCACAUCCUUUUUUGAGGGGAGAUGAACUUUUUCCUGCUUUUGAUUUUUCCUGGUCAUAUCCCUGCAUUUUCCUCCCCAAACAUACUCUGCUCAUACAUUCCUGCUCCCAAUAUACUGACCGCUCACACACCAGAUGCAGACACGCAUAUCGUCUUUUAGUCUAAAUCUGAAGCAGGCACGUUGUUAGUUUACCUGUAUCUUAACGGCCUGCCACUCAAAGAGUACCAGGCAAUUACAGCUGGAGCUGGACGUGGAACAUUUAGGUAGGAUGGGUUAUGUUAGUUUAUGUAAAUGUGCCCUCGGGACCACUUUGGGAUAAAGUGCCUUGCGUAAGAGCACAUCGGUAGGCCCUUCAUUUCAGAGUUGAAUAACCUGGCUCAGGAUCGGUUGCUGAUUCAACGCUCGACUCCCCUUCUCCCCCCAAACAACGAUUUUUGAUGCCACAUUCAACUUGUAUGAAUGACAAUGAACACAAUUAUUAUCAUUUUGUUUUAAAUUACAUUUUGUCCUAUGUUCUUUGAAAUGUUUAAUUAUCAAUAAAUACAUUUGAAUUGAA